Molecule: messenger RNA, 4195 nt
Organism: Aphis gossypii (cotton aphid)
Lineage: Eukaryota; Metazoa; Arthropoda; Insecta; Hemiptera; Aphididae
Product: matrix metalloproteinase-2-like
Exons: 10
Coding region: 479-2395 (638 amino acids)
Biological process (GO): collagen catabolic process; proteolysis; extracellular matrix organization
Cellular component (GO): extracellular matrix
Molecular function (GO): zinc ion binding; metalloendopeptidase activity
Source: RefSeq, a predicted model, not a curated record
CAGACGGCUGUGGCGGCGUCGGCGGCGGUGGCGGCAUCGGUAGCGGCAAGUUGAAUGAACGACCGACCGACCGGCAGUGGUGCGGCCGUGGCGGACGCGUGCGGAUGUGUAUUGAUUGGGACUGUUGUUUGGUAAUUUUAAUUUUGAACCGUUUUGGAAAUUAGCAUACACCUAUAGUCGUAUUAUGAUAAAUGUGUGCGAGUGCGUAAUAGUUUUGUAUAAGAUAAAAUUUAAAUAGGCGUAGUUUUUGACGUAUUGAAAUUUAUAUUAUAUAUUAUAUUUAUAUAUAAACAAUAAACAUAUCUAUCAAAUACUGUCGACGAGUACUAUAGACGAGUCAUCCCAUCGUCGACUUUCGAAGAUCUGACAAGAGAAUAAAUUUAAUGCCGAUAUAAUAAUACAAUAAUACAUCGGCACGCCGGUGUUAUUGACACGUGUUGUAUCAGACAUAAAUGAUUGUUGGUUGGCGUAUGAUAACAUGCUAGAGGCCCGAAUGUUCGUCGAGCGUAUGCCGUUCAAAUUACUGGUUGUUCGAUGGUUACUUUUGGCCAUUAGCGUGCAAAACGUUUUUUCAAGACCCUUGCAAGAAUCCAACAAUACACGUCGACGGACCCGGUCAACGCCAAUAUUUGAUGAUGUGCAUGGGUAUUUGAUGAAGUUCGGUUACUUGCCAGAAUCAGAUUUAGAAACAGGUAACUUGAUGGACGGAAAUCAACUACACGAAGCUCUGCGAACAUUGCAGACGUUUGGAAACAUUCCUGUCACCGGUAAAAUGGACGCAGCCACUAAACAGUUGAUGAAGAAACCGAGAUGUGGCGUUCCCGAUAUAUCACAGCCUACGGGUCAGCGACGGACUAAGCGCUACAACUUGCAGGGUCAAAAAUGGAAUCACGUCAAUCUAACGUGGAGUUUACGGACGAGGCGCUUGGAUAAGGUAGACCACGGAUGGGUGAGGUCGGACCUAAACAGAGCGUUUCAAGUGUGGUCCAAGCAUUCAAAGCUCACGUUCCGGGAAGUUAACAGUGAAUCUGCGGACAUACUGGUGUUUUUUGAAAAAGGUUACCACGGCGAUGGAUAUCCGUUUGACGGACCAGGUCAAGUGUUAGCUCAUGCAUUUUUCCCGGGUACCGGACGAGGGGGUGAUGCUCAUUUCGACGAGGAGGAAGAAUGGCUGGUGGCUGACAAGACUAGUAAAGACGGAACCAGUCUGUUCAGGGUGGCCGUACACGAAUUUGGACAUUCACUCGGUCUUUCACACUCGUCGGUACCAAACGCGUUGAUGUUUCCUUGGUACCAGGAUAUGCAAUCUGACUUUGAACUUCCCAACGACGACCGGAUCGGUAUACAGGUCCUUUACGGUGUGAAAGAUGAGAAGAGCUGGGGUAACAUACCGGUGUACAACCCGCAGACUUCGAUUAUACCGGUUCUUUCGACCACCGUCCCGACUAUUACAGCAGUUACUAGGUCUACAGCCAUUACCAGUUAUACUACACCCGUGACCCCCUCUAAACCCACUACCAGCAGGACAAUGCCACCGAGACGAGCGGAAGUUGCAGUGGUCGUCGAUGAAAAACCUGACUUUUGCAACACGUCCUUCGAUGCAGUGUCAAUCAUACGGAAGGAGACAUUCUUCUUCAAAGGCAAAUAUACGUGGAGACUAGGCCCCAAGGGACUAUACGCCGGAUAUCCGGCUCAAAUCUCCCGUCUGUGGUACAACCUGCCGUCAAAUAUGACUCAAGUGGACGCCGUGUACGAAAGACAAGACGGCAAAAUUGUGUUUUUCAUAGGUCGCAAAUAUUACGUGUUCGACGGCAACAAUCCGCUGCCAGGAUACCCGAAACCGUUGACAGCGCUCGGUUUGCCCGACGAGUUGGACCACGUAGACGCGGCGAUCGUCUGGGGUCACAACAGUAAAACGUACAUAUUCAGUGGGACCAUGUACUGGAGAUGCGACGACGAAACAGAACAGAUGGAGCUGGACUACCCUCGGGAUAUGUCCAUUUGGCGGGGCGCGGGGUACAACAUCGACGCGGCGUUCCAGUGGCAUGACGGUGCAACGUACUUCUUCAAGAACCGCGAUUUCUGGAAGUUCAACGAUCUCAGGAUGCGCGUCGAACAGGAGGAGCCCAGAUCGAUCGGCGAGUUCUGGUUCAACUGCACUGCAACGGGCGGCAGUGGACGGAACGGUGACCGAUGGCCGGUCACCAAAAACAAGGGCCGGACGAACGGUCAGAAGAGCGUCGGGGGCCGCGGUGGCCGAUUCCGAACCGCCGACGACGAAUCGUCCGACGGCGACUCCUCGAGGUCCAUCGCCACGGGUAGUACAUCAUCGUCGACCGUGGCGUGGUCGGUUGCGAUAGCGUCGGUCGCGACAAUCGCUCGUUGGGCGCGGUGAAAGUCGCUGUGCGAAAAACUAACACGUGUUCGUCAUAUAUUAUUGUAUUUGUGUAAUGUAUUUAUAAUAUUAUUAAAUAUUGCAAUCGCUACUGUGAUGUAUAAAUGUAUAAUUGUUCGCGACGUCCGGCAAAGUCCCCCGGUCGUCGAGUGUGACGAUUUGGGAUAGCGAGAAUCUUGCGAUUUUAUCGAGUUAUUCGACCAAAUAAUAAUAAUAAUAUAAUGUAACUGGUGUUUCUGAUGUGGUGAUUAUAUGUAGUGCUGCGACUACAGCAGUGACGAUUUGGGCCCUAUCAGAUACGAAAGAUGAGCGAAAAAUAAACGAAAACAAGUCGAUUUUUUAUUAAAGGCCCGACUUCAAUGUCAAAUUUUGGGUGCAAAGUGCAAGCCUCGCUGUGACACGAAAAUAUUUAGUAAUUUGAUAUAGAUAAAAUACUUCAAUAUUUCGAUAUAUCCAAUAUAACACUCGUAAUCCUGCUGAUAUGAUUUUAUUUUGUUUUAAAGUUUUCAACCAUGAAUGCAUAUUAUGAACAAUAAUACAUUUUUAAUAUUUGAUUAAUUAUAUAAAUAUAGCUCAAUCUGAAACAUUAUACUCGUGUAGUACAAUAUUUUUAUUAUGUUCCAAUGCUGUAUAUUUUUUUCUUUGACCCUUAAAAUUCAAUAAUUAUUCUUCCCGUCCGUCUCCGUCGUACUUAUUCCGAAUGCCCAUCACCAUUUGUCAUUUAAUAAUAAAUUUAUUCAAAUUCUUGAAAAUUUUUGUACUAUCUUAAAAAGUUCUUUAUGGUGAUACAAACUUCUGUUUUUCGUAUAAAAAACCUCAUUUAUAAAUUAUUUAGUUAGUGAAAUUUUAUUUAAAAAUUUUGAUAUAUCUAAUUUAAAAUUCAAACAAGCACUUUUUUUGUUACUAAAAUGUUUAUACAAAGGAUAAUGUCCUUAAAAACUGGAUUUAUUGUGUUUAUUAUACUUGGAUCAUUUUUAAAAAUUAUAAAAAUUGAUGAAUAGAUAUAAAUUAUCUACUAAAAUGUUCAACUCACAGCCUCCAUAUCUUUCGAACAAAUUAUCAUGGACUAAUCUAUUAUUUUUAGUCUAAUAACUCAAAGAUUACUCGUAUAAAUUUUGAUUUUGAUAGGUAGUCAGCAUUUUCAAUAAAAUAAUUCACUAAAUGAAUUACAGUAAAAAGGGCGUGAAGUUUCCAUUUGAACAAUAGAUGUUUGUAUCUCCACAAGACAAUUCUUAAUUAGUACAAAAAUUUCAAUAAUUUAAAAAUAUGGUCUUUAAAAACUUAAAAAAUUAAAAUUUGAAUAACUAUAUUAUUAAUGAAAAAAGAGGGGUGAGUAAGCUUGGUGAUCAACUUAUAUUUUCAGAACUAGUUAAAUAAUACCGAUAUACCCCAAACCAGUAAACCUCAAGUUCGCAGUAAGUAUAUUUUUCGGUAUUUUAUUAAAACGGUAUUCUGAUUGUGUAUUGCCUUUAAACCGCAAUCACUCAGCCGUGCGAGGUACAGUUAGUCAGUGUUUGACUACAUUUUAUCGUUAUCAAACUCUACGUUGUUUAAUGUUUAUAAUGUCUAAUGAAUUUUGUGAUAUUUUUUUCUAUCAACACUAUUAUAUUAUAUACCAAUUUGUAUAAAUAUAUUUACUAUAUAUAUUUAUAUAUAUUGAGAUAUUCGAUUUAUGAAUAUUAUUUUAUUAUUGCGUUUUUAUAUAUUAUUAAACUAUUUAUGUAUAUACUAUAAUUAUAAUAUAUUUAUUAUUAUGUACGUACCUAUAAUACUAUAAUAUACAAUACUAUAUUAUUAAAA